Molecule: messenger RNA, 1218 nt
Organism: Gigantopelta aegis
Lineage: Eukaryota; Metazoa; Mollusca; Gastropoda; Neomphalida; Peltospiridae
Product: kxDL motif-containing protein CG10681-like
Exons: 4
Coding region: 91-504 (137 amino acids)
Biological process (GO): lysosome localization
Cellular component (GO): BORC complex
Source: RefSeq, a predicted model, not a curated record
GAUACCGGAUAGAAUAAAAUAACAAAAAACAACAACAUACAAGCCUAACAUUCGUUAUUCUUUACGUUUGUUAAAAUUACGUCAACCCACAUGGAUUCACAGUUAAGAUCAACAUCACAAAAUGAAGUAGAACAUCUUGACAAUGCAGUUGUCAUAGCCGAGUCCUUGGUCAACCAAGUGAAGAAAUCGGAUAUUGACAUGAUGGUACAACACCAAAAGGAAAUGUUGACUCGUUAUGAGAAGACCAAUGAGAUGUUGAUAAACUUUAACAUGUUGUCAGCUCAACGAUGUGAAACCACAAGCCAAGACUUCAAGAAACACACCCAAAUGUUGUAUGAGAUGAAGAAAGAUCUUGAUAUUGUUUUUAAAAGAAUUAGGACACUGAAGCAAAGACUAACAAAGAUGCACCCGGAAGCCUUUGCAGCUUGCAGUGAUGUGUGCAAUAUAAUUGAAGUGGAAAAUAACGAAGACACACAGUCAAAAGACGAUGUUCAGACUAGCUGAGCAUCAUGAACGGCUGAUGAAAGGCCACUACUUACGAGGGACAAUCUGUGCAAUACCAUAGAAUGUUUCUUUCUUUAUUGUGUUACAGACGUGUUCGAUGUACAGAAAUAGUCUGUUAAAUUAUUCAAGCUGUACCAUGUAUAGUUUUGUGAAAUGUGAAAUCAAACAAAAUAUUUAUUGUUAAAUGCUCGGAAAAACACUGGACUAUGGAAGUUCUUGGGAGUUAUUUAUAUAAUCUGUUUAAUGUGUAUAUAUGGAAUUACGGCAAACUGUUGCACUUUUUAGCUGUACCAUGUAUAGUUUUGUGAAAUGUGAAAUCAAACAAAAUAUUUAUUGUUACGAUGCUCUGAAAAACAGUGGACUGUGGAAGUUCAUUUUUAUAAUCUGUUUAAUGUGUAUGUAUGAAGUUAAGGCGAACUGUUGCAUUUCUAAUAUGACCACUAUAUCUGCAAACUGACACUCGUUUCAACUGUUAUUGUUGUUUUAUCUACAGUUGUUAUUUUUCAUAGUGCUGUUCUGAUUAAGUUUAUUGAGCACUGCUCUCCAGACCAAUUAAUAGAGUACUUAAAAGUUUUGUGAAUGAAUAUAACCAGCCUUGGUGGUGUCGUGGUUAAGUCAUCGUACAUAAGGCUGGUAGGUACAGGGUUCGCAGCCCGAUACCGGCUCCCACCCAGAGCGUGUUUUAAUGACUUAAUGGGUAGGUGUAAGACCACU